Messenger RNA from Paramuricea clavata, 4136 nucleotides. The record is from the annotation of a GenBank genome assembly. Lineage: Eukaryota; Metazoa; Cnidaria; Anthozoa; Malacalcyonacea; Plexauridae.
AGUGUAACAUUGUUAUUAUGAGUGAAGAAGCAACAAAGAAACGUAAGAUUCGGGGUGGACACAGAACUUCAACUAAGAGGACGAUAAAUGCUUCAUCAACAAUUCUUGACGAUUUUGAUCCUUCAACUAAACAAGUUACCGAGAAGUUAUUGCAACAAAGGAUUAAAUUAAAGGAAAAACUAGACAAUAUGCAAAAUUUAGACAAUAAUAUACUAGCUAUUACUGAGGAGAAAUAUAUUGAAAAAGAGAUUGAAGAAAGUGAUCUUUUAAGAGAGUCAAUACAUGCCACAAUUAUCAGAAUUGAUUCCGUAGUUAGCCCUAUGAGCGUAGCUCCAUCACCAAGUCCAGAAAGAACUCAAGAGUUAAGGAAUUAUCAUAAUUCUAAUACUAUAAGUCAUUCGUCAGCCAAGAUAAAACUACCAAAAUUGAGUUUAAUAAAGAAGUUUAAGGGAGAUAUUAAUGAGUGGACUCCGUUUUGGGAAAGUUAAACUCAGCUAUUCAUGAUCAUGACAAUCCUGACCUAAGAGAUAUUGAUAAAUUUAACUAUUUUAACUCCCUACUUGAAUCAAAGGCAGCAGAAGCAAUUGCUGGGUUAAAGAUUACUUCAGCAAACUUUCAGGAAGCAGUUGACGUGUUAAACCAGAGAUUUGGCGACAAGCAACAUAUUAUUAAUUCGCAUAUGGACAGCCUUCUUCAACUACCUGCAGUAACAAGCCUUCAUAAUGUUCAAAGUAUUAGACAGCUUUACAAUGAGGCUGAAUCGCAUAUGAGAGGUCUCAAGACAUUGGGAGUAGAGACUGCGACAUAUGGUAAUCUAUAAUGAUCUCAAUAUUGAUGCAAAGCACGCUGGGGACGAAAGGCUGUAAAAACGCCGGGUUUAGCUUGUUGCCGUUACUCUCAGCCAGUGGUUUCUCCUAUGGCGCUUCUGUACACUUCAUGUAAUUUUUCACGUAAUAAUUCAAUAUGGCGGAAACAUUUGGAGUGGAAGAAGCUGUUGAGUGUAUUUUUAGGGCAGAUGAGUCAGGUGAGGAACAAGAAAGUGAUGCAGACAUCGGAUUCCGGGAACAAAUAAGCAAAUCUGAACCAAACGGAAUUGGAAUAGAAAAAAUUCUUCAAACUACCUAUAUAAACGCGGCUUGUGUACUUAAACACGAGUCUCAACUGUGGCUGGCCGCUAUCCACAGACGGUUCGCUGGGAGAAGAAGUGUGAGACAUCCAUAUUAUGAUAUAUUUUCCAUCAAAGUUUAAAACGAUCCAAAAUUAGGGGAACCUAUGUGCUAUAUUAAAGGAAACAGCAAAGGUGAAGUGGUUUCUUUAACAUACAUCCAGUCCCUCAUCUAUUUGCUAACAUUGUUGUCUGGCAAGCAGCAAGAAGAUGUGGCCUUUUAUUUGAAAAGAACGCUCGGGGGAGAUCGGAAAAAUCACAAAACAAAGGUUUUAGUCUCCCAAGAAAAAGAUUUUGGACUUAUUUAUAGUUACAAGAAAGGGCAGUUGACAAUAUGUUUUAAUUAUGGUGAAUGGAACUCCCUUGAAUUUCCCCAACAUAACUGCAAUUUAAAUAUUUAAAUUUUGUACUUUAGCUAACUGAUAUUUAUAUUUAGCUAGUAGAGUCACUAUAUGGCAUCGUUAAAUGUUUUUUUCUUUGUUGUAAUCAAAUAAUAUCACAAUUAAAACAAAAAAUAUAAAAGCAGGGUUUUACACCCUUACCUACAAUCUCUAGCAUCUAGUGUUAUAUCCCGCACAAACAUAUUAGCAUCAUACUUAUGUUAAUAGAAAUUUCAAUGAAUUAUGACACUAUGGACGGCCGCUAAGAUAGAUGUACCCCUGUGCACAACUGAUACACAGGCAGAAUAUGGACUGGAGCAGUUUAAAAAUUAAAAUAUCUAAAAUGCCAUUCCAAUUCAUAUUUCAUAUUCACAUUGAUAUUGAAAGUAGCUGGCAAAAUUUGCCAGUUGCCAGCUAAUAAUAAUACCCCUGGAUCUACCGGUACAGCUGUGGCAAAACUUUCUAUGACAACAAGUUGUGCUAACCAACUUUUUACCAUGGGUAGCUUCUGCACUGACACCCUCUCUCAUCUGCCAAAGAAGCUAGAUUUGGCAUUAAGAAUCCUCAACCGUGUGGGUCUAGCGAAUUGUUAUUCAGUUGUCGCUUAGUGAAUCACUGCUCAGUACUUUGUUCCCUAUAUUUUUUUGCUCUGGACUACUUCACAGAUUAUACAGGUACAAUUAAAAAAUAAAUGAUCAAUUUAUUUCAAGUACCAAUAAAUAUAUAAUAAAUAUAAUACAUUAAAAAUAAUGCAUUGUAAUAUAUUAAAAUAUUAAAAGAGAUAUAAAAAUAUCUUUGAAUAAAAUAUCUUUAACAUUAUUUGAGUUCUUUACUAUUCCGUGGAAAGGCUGGCAAUUUGGUAAAGGAAUGCUUGAUUAAGGCGUGCAUGUCGAGCACAUUUGACGAAUUUCAAGACAACUUAAAGUAUGCACAACUUCGAUAACUAAUGUCUGUGACGGUGUCAGUUCUCACAAUUCUGACUCAAUAACUGAAGUAAAUAGUGUUUGCAUCAUCAGAAUCAUCGACCAGAAUCAUCGACCUCAUCAGAAUUUCCAGUCAUAUCAAAAUUUCCAGCCAAACCGUCAACCACAACAAAAUCAGAAAGAUUGGUUGAAUUACCUAGAAUUUGUUCAUGGGAUGAUAAGAAAAAGAACUUAGCUAUUCCUGUUAGAAUUACACAGAGACAAAAUUACCACCACUGUAAUUCUAAUAAUACUUCAAAUAUUAACUCAGGGAGACGAAGUAACUUGGUACCUAUUAAAUUAACAUCCACAAGAAAAGUUCCUUCGAGAGAGUCGGGUUUUGCUGUUCCUAAGUUUAUGUUUAUCAACAUAUGUAGUCUGACAAAAACAAAAAAUCGAGUACGAGCUGUAGUUGCACUGGAGGCAGACUUGGUCAAUAACGAUAUAGAUAUAUGUGUGGUGAGCGAGAGUCACCUGAAACCUGAAAUGCCAGAUGCUGUGGUGACCAUUCACAAUUAUUCAAUAUUUAGAAGAGAUAGAAGUUGGGAAGGACGCGAUAUGAGAGCAAAAGGAGGGGUAGCAAUAUAUGUUCGGAACAACUUAAAAGUUAUUGAUAUUUAUCGAUCCAGUUUGUACGAACUUAUUGGUGUCACACUUCUGUUACCUACAGGAAACCGCAUGUCCAUAUAUGGCUUUUAUCACCCACCUAGGCACAAUUAUCUGGAGAGCGACUUAUUGGAUUAUUUGAUAAAUAUUUCUGACGACGUUCUGGACAAAUAUCCAGACACUGUAAUUGUUUGUGGAGGGGAUUUGAACAGUUUGGACAUAAAACACCUUGAGGAACUAUCAGGAUGGGAUGCAAUGGUCGACUUUUCAACAAGGGGUAACGCAUGUUUGGAUAACUGCCUUACAAAUAGAAUAGAUUUGUUCUCAAAAUGUUAUCCUUUCCACAUGUUAACUAAAACAGACCACAUGGGGGUUAUUUUACCAGCAGGAACGAAACUAAAACCUAUGCGCCGAAAGGUUGAAUUUCGGGAUUGUAGAAAGCAUCGAAAGGAAGAUUUCCACAAAGCUUUAGCAGAAGAAGAUUGGGAGGAUGUAUCGCAGUCCACGAAUGUAAAUGACGCUGUGAAUUGUCUUGAACGUAAGAUCAUGGAUCAUAUGAAUAAAUGUAUGCCCAAAAAAACAGUCUCAAUUUCGUCACGUGACCCUUACUGGAUGAGUCCUUUAAUUAAAUCUUUGCUAAAAGCUAAAUCCAGAAUUGCUCGGUCGCAAAAGGAUAGACUCAGUUUAAUUAACAAAAGGAUUUCUGAUGUCAUUUGUCAAAACAGAAGAAAUUUUAGGGCCUUGGUGGGAAGUAGAACUUGGUGGAGAAAGACGAAUGAUAUUUCUCAGCGAAAUGCAUCGUCAUCAAGAGUUACUUUAGAUAAUGCAUCACUUACAAGAUUAAAUCGCUACUUUGGCGAACUCUGCCACGAUGAUAGUUAUGUCGAACCGACGCUCUCAAUUAUUGGUGAUGAAGUAGAUAUUCCUAGCUUUACGGAACAGCAGGUAUGGAAUGCCUUGAAAAGAAUAAAGAGGACAGCAAUAGGUCCCGAUUAUGCAACAGGUCCCUCUUGCAAAGGUUGA